GAGACCAGCAGAGCCUUCAGUGACAGCAAUAGCUCCUGGAGCUCAAAGACAAGAGGAGUAUCAACGCAAAUUAGGAAUCCUUUGAGACUUAAAGACUCUUGCGAUGCUGCCAGCAACAUUCAAGCUUUGUGCCGGAAUUUCCUACAGACACUUGCCCAACAUGACAGGUUUGAAGAGACAAGCAGCUGUAGCCAUUGUCCAGGAACUGAAGAAAGUGGCAUUUUCCAGGCCUGGGCCUACCCAAUGGAUCAACAACGUACACAGAAGGAGUUCUCUUCUAGGUUCAAGGCUGGAAGAGAACCCUUUCAGUGAUAUGGAGAUGUCCUACAUCAAGCAAGGAGAGGAGGCUAUCCAGAAGUCUCUGAAUAUUCUUGGAGAAAAAAGUGGCUGGAAAACAGAGGCAGUGAUGGGCAAUGGUGACAAAGUCUUGAGCAAAGUGUUACCUGAUGUGGGGAAGGUUUUCCAGCUUGAGGUAGUGGUUGAUCAACCCCUGGAUUGUGUCUAUGAUGAGUUAGUGGAAAAGAUGGAGCAGAUGGCAGAAUGGAAUCCGAAUAUUAAAGAAAUCAAGAUUCUUCAGAAGAUUGGCAAAGACACCGUGAUCACUCAUGAAACAUCAGCAGCAAUUCCUGGCAACGUAAUUGGUCCACGAGACUUUGUCAGCAUCCGGUGUUCCAAACGGCGUGGCUCUACAUGCCUCCUAGCUGGCAUAUCAACCACUUAUGCCACCAUGCCAGAACAAAAAGGAGUUAUCAGAGCGGAAAAUGGUCCCACAUGCAUGGUUCUUCAUCCAGUUCUAGGAAAUCCCUCACAAACCAAGUUAACCUGGCUUCUCAGCAUUGAUUUAAAGGGAUGGCUUCCAAAGACAUUGAUCAACCAAGUUCUUUCUCAAACCCAAAUGGAUUUUGCUAACCACCUCCGCAAUCGUUUGACCAAAUCUACAUCUGCACAAGCCCUCAGAUGCUAAAAAUAAAUUUUCCCUCCUGGCAAUUUUUCCUGGAUGAUGCUGACUCCAGCCACUCAUGGAUCACUGACUGAAGACUCUACCCCAGACAACUGAUGCUUCCCACUCGUUCCUGUUAAGAGGCAGACUUCUUUCCUUUAUGUUGCAUCCUUAUGUUUAAGAGCUUCCCCUUAGAAAGCGGUACACAAAGUUUGUGUUCAGGAUUCUGGCAGAAUAAGAUAUCUGGCUUAGGUAUAGCAGGCACUGGAGGUGAUACCAAGUGAUAUCAAUGAUGGCAUCAACCAUGCAGUUUGCUGGGACUCAAAAGGCUAACAAUUUCUUGAUGGGCAACAUGUUGCAUCUUAUUUCGUAUCAACUUCUAAAUUCUGAAAUAUAUAAGGCAAGAUAAACUGUAUCGAGAAGACUGCCUGAGCCUACAUGAUAGGCUACAGUAGGACACAACUAGAGUUCAAGACUAAGAGAGGAAAGAACCAGCAUCUUUGAUGAACAUAUUAGUUUCCCCUGGACAAUAAUGCACUGGCUCGCUAUACCUGGUUUAGUAUUCAGUGUGCUUGGAGUGGGUUAACCUAUCUUGGCAACUUACUGAUGUGCCAGGUUUGAUCUGUAACCUUUUAAUUUCAAAGCAACUGACAGGAACCAAGAGAUGAGAAGGAGUUUUGCAGAAGGAUUUGGAGAAUUACCGGUAUGCCAAUAAGUGGUGCUAAGUGGACAGUUAGUCUGACCUGCAGUAAGGCUGCUCCAAAAUACUUUUACAGAAAGAAGUGUCAUGUCCAGAGUGAUACCUUAGUUAAAAGAUGCUGGCCAUCACCUUCUCUUAGUCUCUUGACUCAUCCCAGUUUGGCAGAUGAUCAGCUGGGAUUGUAUCACAGCAGCCAUUUUUACAACCCCCCUAGGUGUUACAAAGAUCGCUGUCGUGUCCUUCCCUAUCAUUUACAAACUCCUGUUUCCAAGUUAGGAUGCCACUACCAAUGGAAGAUUCAGACGGAUGCCCCACCUGCUUUUUUUUUUCCCUUCUGUUUUUGACUACCAUCAUGUGGCUCCUAAAUCUUGGGAAAGGUUAAGGAUUAAUUCAAGGGUCACUAGUUCCCAUGAUACACUUAAGUAGAGUUAACUGAACUCUGCAAUAUUGGCUUUAUUAAAAGUGAAGUUUAAAUCUAACUCCACUAGUUGAUCUGGUCAACUAAUGUUCUUUUGAUGUUUUCACAGAACACUAAGCCUUCAUGGAUUCAAUUUAAGUGUGAAAUGGGAACGGAGACUAUGCAUAGUAUUAAAUUAUGGUCAAUGCCUAAUUAUGGUUGGAAAGUAGAUCUGUCUCAUCACAUCCAUCUUCUGCCUGAUUUGUUUGCUGACCUUUGAAGGCCCAAGAACCCAAUCAAUUAUUGUUUUCCACCUGUUCCUAUUUUCUUCUUUGAAGAUGGAUAAAAUGGGAAGUUCCAAAGAUUAGCAAUGAAGACAAUCCACCCAGCCUUGGCAAGUAAGGUAGAUCAGUAUUUUUUAAACUUGGCAACUUUAAGCUACGUGGACUUCAACUCCUAGAAUCUGUCAGUCAGUAUGGAGUUUGAAAAACACUGGGAUAGAUACACAUUGUUGCUAACUCUUGAUGUCAGCUCUGUCCUAGGUUUUUCAAAUGUGCUAUCUGAUUCUGUCUGAACUUUAGUAUAAAAGGAAGGGUGAAAAGUUACUUGUUUUUUCCCCAGAUCAACCAAAACCGGCAGAUAGUCCUUGUCUGAUAACGUCACUAAACACCAGAGCUGAUGGUAGCUUAAGUUUUAAAAGCCACAUAACAGUUAUGCCCUCCAAAAGUCCACAAUAAAAAGCACAGUCAGUUUCAAGGAUUUGCAACACUGCUGUUUACUUGCUAAGUAACUCUGCUUAUUCUGUCUUUAUUAUAUAUUGCAGAAGCUUUGUCUCUGCUUGCAAGGAAUCUGAAAAAAAUCUGUUCUGAACUAUUUUAGUAGCAAAGAGAAUUUUUGGGGGGGGGGGAUGUGCUACUGUUUAUUAUCAACAAUUCAAAAAUCUAAUUCAGUGUCUGUAGCAGGCAAAAUGAUAACUUUAUUUUAAUUCCUUCCAUAUGUUACCCUUCUCCCCAUUAAAUUAUCACCAGUGGGAAAUCUGAAGCCACAACAAAUAUCUACAUCAGAGAUUGGUCUUUACUCAGCUUGUUGGAGGGAAGAAAAGGAUGAAUACUAGUUAAAAUGUUAAAAACUUGUGUUUUAAGUGUUAAGGAGCAUCUAAUGCACGGGUGUCAAACUUGCCACAUCACAUUGCUGUCAUGUGACGUUUUGCAACGUUUUGCCCAUUCGCAGAGCAGGGAUGGGUGACACCAGUUUGAUCUAAUGUCACUUCAUUUGGCCUUUAACCCCAGGAGUCACUAGCAAUGUUAAAUCAAACCAGGAAGAGUUUCCCACAGCCAUCUAUAAAAUCCAGUCUGUCAAUAUUUAUUUUCCUUCCCCCUUGUUUGCAGUUAAAUUUUAUUUAAUUAUUUAUUCUAGUUAAGAUUUGUGAAGUGUUUCUGAUUCAUAGUUUUCAUGACUUCAACCAAUCAACCUAUCUUGAGAUGGAUGGAGAAUCUGAUAUACUAACACCAUAGUACAGGUAGUCCUCGACUUACAACCACAAUUUGUAAGAAUUUCAACAGUAAUUAGAAUUUCUGUUCUAAGCGAGACAUUUGUUACGGGAGUUUUGCCCCAUUUUACGACCUUUCUUGCCACCGUUGUUAACUGGAUCACUAAGUUAGUAACACGGUUGUUAAGUGAAUCUGGCUUCCCCAUUGACUUCGCUGGUGAGGUGGUUAUAAAAGGGGAUCACAUGACCCGGGACACUGCAAUUGUCAUAAAUACCAACCAGUUGCCAAACAUCCCAAUUUUGAUCAGGUGACCGUGGGGAUGUUGCAGCAGUAAGUGUGGGAAAUGAUCAUAAGUCACUUUUUUCCAGCACCGUUGUAACUUCAAAUGGUCACUAAAUGGACUGUGGUAAGUCAAGGACUACCUGUAUGCCUUUUAACGUACAUGAAAAAGUACUUUCUAUGAUCUGAGCAAUGCAAAGGUGUAGCUACAAAUUAAAAUUAGUGCUCUAACAAAGCAGCAACUCUGUGGUUAUAAUUAUGUGAAUCUACCCUGUAUGAAUAAAAAGAAAAAUGAAUAAAAUAAAGUAUGUUGUAUGUGCUUUGUUCAAAGGAGCAUCUCAUGUUAUGUAUCCAAUUAAAGUUCACUAUAAAAAUCAAAGGAAAUAGAAAAAAAGUGAUAGAACUGACAGAGAUGGCAAAGUUAACUUUUAAUUAAGGGGAAGAAUAUAUCUAGCUUUGUAUUCACUUGGAAACUGCUUCUAGACUUCCUGUUCAAAAGAGAAGAAAAUGAAACUUUGAUUUUGGAUUUCGAUGAUUCAAAUAGGUUGCCGUUAUAGAAAUAGCUAAUUAACUAUACAGAUGUAAAAGUAGUGAUUAUAACUCUACUAUAUAACUUAUUGCAUCAAAAAGUUGGAAUUCACUUUUUUUCUUUUCCUCUACAUCUUUUUUUCCUUUUUCCUUUACCCAUGUCUCCGUUAUUUUCAUUUGUAUUUAAAGUUUAAUAAAAUUAUGUCUGCCUGCCUA
Messenger RNA from Pantherophis guttatus, 4550 nucleotides. RefSeq names its product steroidogenic acute regulatory protein (gene STAR). Gene Ontology annotation, cellular component: mitochondrion. Gene Ontology annotation, biological process: regulation of steroid biosynthetic process; steroid biosynthetic process; intracellular cholesterol transport. The record is from RefSeq and is a predicted model, not a curated record. Lineage: Eukaryota; Metazoa; Chordata; Lepidosauria; Squamata; Colubridae. Gene Ontology annotation, molecular function: cholesterol transfer activity; cholesterol binding.